This is a messenger RNA of Austrofundulus limnaeus, 8447 nucleotides long. RefSeq names its product tripartite motif containing 71, E3 ubiquitin protein ligase (gene trim71). NCBI's taxonomy places the organism in Eukaryota, Metazoa, Chordata, Actinopteri, Cyprinodontiformes, Rivulidae. Gene Ontology annotation, molecular function: ubiquitin protein ligase activity; zinc ion binding; protein binding. Gene Ontology annotation, biological process: proteasome-mediated ubiquitin-dependent protein catabolic process; protein polyubiquitination. The record is from RefSeq and is a predicted model, not a curated record. The coding region runs from base 295 to 2787 and encodes 830 amino acids. The transcript is spliced from 8 exons.
AGUCCUUCUGGACGGAAACAAGUUCAUUUCCCCCCACUUGCCUCUCUGUAGGAAAAGAGCGGCUCGAGGAGCUGAAGCUCGCGCAAGAUGAGAGAGAUCGAGAGAGAGCACGCGCUGUGUUUAUUCGCUUUGUUGUGAAGAAAACUAGCAGGUGAACGAGGCGGUUGUUCUCGUUGGAAACCUGCGCAUUCCUCCACGCAGAGAGAGAGAGAGAGAGAGAGAGAGCCACGCAGGGACUGACCGAACGGGAGCAGGAGGACCGGGAAGCGGACUGAAUGAAUUCGCUCUCUAAAGAUGGCUUCAUUUCCAGACUCUGACCUGCAGACGUGUCCGCUCUGCAAGGAGCUGUGCGGAUCCUCUGCCCCCAUCUCCUCCAGCUCCUCCACCUCCUCCAGCUCCUCGCACACCUCCACCUCCUCCACCCACCACACCUCCAAGCGGCUGCACGUCCUGCCCUGCCUGCACGCCUUCUGCAGGCAGUGCCUGGAGGGCCAGCGCAGCCCCAACGAACCCCUGAAGCUGCGGUGCCCCACCUGCGACCAGAAGGUCUCCAUCACGGAGGCCGGGGUGGACUCCCUGCCUUCCACCAACUUCCUCUUCAGCAACCUGCUGGACGUGGUGGUGAGCUCGGAAGAUCAGAUCCAGAAUAAGAACGGCCACCACCACCACCGUGGAGGCUUGAUAGGAGGCUCCUCGGGCUUCCUCCCCUCGCACAGUGGCCUUUUGCACCCGCAGCACAUCAGAGAGCCUCAGUGCAGCUCCUGCGAUGAGGAGAACCCAGCCACGUCCCACUGCCUUGACUGCCAGGAGUACCUCUGUGACAACUGCGUGCGGGCGCACCAGAGGGUCCGGCUGACCAAAGACCACUUCAUCGAGCGCCUGGGAGACAGCCUCCACCUCAGCCGGGUCAACAGCAACACGAGCCAGCCUGGGGUGUCCGUGUCCCUCGCCCAGUCCCUGCAGAACAACUUCGCCCUGCUGUCCCUGUUCCAAGACCGCAUGAACUUCUGCCAGCACCACGACGGCGAGGUGUUUCUCUUCUUCUGUGAAACCUGCUCGGUGCCGAUCUGCAGGGAGUGCAGCGCGGGUCGCCACAUGGGCCACACUUUUGUUUACCUGCAGGACGCUGUGCAGGACUGCCGGGCCAUCACCAUCCAGCUGCUGGCAGAUGCGCAGCAGGGACGACAGGCCGUCCAGCUAAGCAUGGAGAAAGUCCAGGCCAUGGCAGAGCAGGUGGAGAUCAAGGCAAAGGUGGUGCAGACUGAAGUGAAGGCGCUUGUCCUGAGGCACAAAAAAGCACUGGAGGAGAGAGAGUGUGAACUUCUGUGGAAGGUGGAGAAAAUCCGCCAGGUGAAAGCCAAAUCUUUGUACCUGCAAGUGGAGAAACUCCACCAGAGUCUCACCAAACUGGAUGGCACCAUUGCUGCUGUGAGCCAGGUCCUGGAUGAGGGCCACCACCUUGAUGUGCUGCUGGCCAGGGAGAGGAUGCUCACCCAGAUCCACGAACUCAAGGCACUCAGGGGCCUGCUGCAGCCGCAGGAGGACGACCGCUUCAUGUUCACUCCUCCAGACCAGGCUCUAUAUAUUGCCAUCCAGUCCAUGGGUAUGAUCAGCAGCGGAGCCUUCGCCCCCGUCACCAAAGCUCACGGUGAAGGUCUGAAAAACGUGCUCCGUGGCAAGCCUGCCUCUUUCACCGUCAUCGGAUACGAUCACGACGGCGAGCCGCGCCUCUCCGGCGGGGACGCCGUGUCUGCCGUCGUCAUGUCGGCCGCAGAUGGCAACCUGUCCGCCGUGGAGGUAACGGACCACCAGAACGGCACCUACACCGUCAGCUACUUCCCCAAAACCGAGGGGGAGCUUCUGGUGUCGGUCCUGGUGUGUAACCAACACAUCCAGGGCAGUCCCUUCAAAGUGACGGUGAAGUCGGGGCGGAGCUACGGCUCCCUGGGUUCCCAGGUGUCGUCGUUCGGCUGCGAGGGGGAGGGAGACGGCCAGCUGUGCCGUCCGUGGGGCAUCAGCGUCGACAAGGAGGGAUACGUUGUAGUAGCCGAUCGCAGCAACAACCGCAUUCAGAUCUUCAAACCCUGCGGUGCCUUCCACCAUAAGUUCGGCUCUCUGGGAUCUCGGCCCGGUCAGUUUGAUCGGCCAGCCGGUGUUGCUUGUGACAGUCAGAGACGAAUCAUUGUGGCUGACAAGGACAAUCACCGUGUGCAGGUGUUUACUUUUGAGGGCCAGUUUCUGCUGAAGUUUGGGGAAAAGGGCACCAAGAAUGGGCAGUUCAACUAUCCCUGGGAUGUGGCUGUCAACUCUGAAGGCAAGAUCUUGGUCUCGGACACCAGGAACCACCGUGUGCAGCUUUUCGCUCCCGACGGCUCCUUCCUCAACAAGUACGGCUUUGAGGGGGCUCUAUGGAAACACUUCGACUCCCCCAGGGGAGUAGCCUUUAACCAUGAGGACCACCUGGUCGUGACGGACUUCAACAACCACCGGCUCCUGGUGAUCCAGCCAGACUGCCAGUCGGCUCGCUUCCUGGGCUCGGAGGGGACCGGGAACGGGCAGUUUCUGCGGCCGCAGGGUGUUGCCGUGGACCAGGAGAACCGCAUCAUCGUGGCCGAUUCCCGCAACCACAGGAUCCAAAUAUUCGAACCCAACGGGAACUUUUUAUGCAAAUUUGGCACGCAGGGGAGCGGCUAUGGACAGAUGGACCGCCCCUCUGGCGUGGCUGUGACGCCUGAUGGCGUCAUCGUGGUUGUUGACUUUGGGAACAACCGCAUCCUCAAGUUCUAGAAAAAUCUAUUUUUGCAUUCUCUCCCUCUGUUUGACCUUUUUGCAGUUUUUUUUUGUUUUGUUUUGUUUUGUUUUUCACAAUGAAGGAAAUGGAGGCGAGAGAAUCAAUCAACAGAAAGGGAUUUCAGGGAGGACUGAGAAGAUGCUGAGAGGAAACAAUUUAUUAUUUUUAAUGCUCCACACUUUUCACUGAAGCCUUUACCUGUAGUAAAUACAACAAAUGGGGACCUUUUCAAAUUGAUUGUUGGUUAAAAAAAAGACUUUCAGCUGCUCUCAGUUCUCUCUGUCACCCUUGUUUUUAAUAUACAUCUCAGGGAAUUUCUCACUUCUUGAAAUCUUGUACCCUCUGCUCCACACCUACCUCAUUUAGCUCUUUGUGAAUGUACUCAUAGUCAUUGAGCAGAGGUUUUAGUCCGUGAAGUUUUACAAAGAAAGUCUACCUCUAUACUUUAUUUAAGAGACAAAAAAAAUAAUAGAUUUGUGGGUUGAUAUUUGCACAGGAUUAAUAGAAUUCUUGCUGUGCGUUGUUUUGUUUUUUUGUUUUUUCAGAUAUGAGUUAAAGUGAAGCUCCUUGAAUGUUGUUGCUGGGACAAUACUCAGACCGCUGCAGAGGCUGCGUGAUUGAUUCUGAUCAGAGGGCUUCGCUCGGAGCGAAACGAGGGUUCAGUUCUGUCCUUUUCCUGCUUUUAGAAUAGUCAAUUUUCUUCCCCCCUACCCUUAGAUAGAUCGACCAUUUCUCUAUUUAACUUUUGCGAAUGAUGACAUGUCAUGGUAGCCGAGCACGACUGUGCAAAGCCAAACUCGUUGGAAUCAAAAUUAGCUCAGGUCAUCCUAGGACUGAUUUGAAAUGAUCAGUGAUUUUCAGUCUACUGGCUAACGUUGAUUUGAUCAAUUUAUUGAUGAGUAUAGAUAUAAGGUUAAGAAAAUCAGCUCUAACAUGAUCUGUUUAAAAAUACUCGCCUAACCCCUAAAUAUAUAUCAAAGGCUGAAUAAACUUGUGUAAAAAAAUAAAUAAAUAAAAUGUAUGUCCAGUUGUUGAUGUAAACGAUAAAUAAUAUGCAAAGAAAGCAUUGUUUUCUCCAAACAAGAGAGGACCCACAAAAAGAUUUAGGAGUUGAAUCCUUUGAAAUCUAUUAGUCAUGUUAAAAAGCGUUAUAUAUAGAACACCUUUUAAAGAAGGCAUGCUGUUUGACAAAAGCCUCAGAAGUAGACACGUAAUUUGGCCGUCCAGAGGACAAUGACGACAUCAAAUGAAAGGCCUAACAUAACAAUCUCUUAGAUUUAGAUUGUGGUUGAAAGCCACAGCCCUGGCUCCUAGGGUCAGGGGCUUAGUGCAGUCCAACGAGGGGGCGCCAUCACAUCGCCCUGCUCUAUUUAUUUAUGCUUGGAGUUAAGGAAACGUCUCCAGAUUGCGCGUUAGUAGACAGAUUCCUCUAAAGAUGGAGGUCUACAGACCAACUACUAGAGUCAACCAAAGUUAGAAUUUCUGCACAACAGCCGACUGUAAAUUUGGCAGUUCAAAAAUUUAAAAUCCCCCAUUAACCUCUUUUUGUUUAUCUUGAUUGACGACAAACCUGAAGCUCCCAACAACUCGUGGAGUUGAGUUCAUCGCACUGUCUGCAUUAGGCGUUGAAGAACGAAGUUCUCGGACUUAUCGCUGAGAACAAGCCCCGCCCCCCAGCUGUGAGAGCAAAUAUAGAAAGUAGAUUCUUCUCAUCCCGGAACCAAAGAGAAACCCUUUCUCCUCAUGUGUUGUCUCAUCCAAUGAAGCCAUAGUUCAAUCAAUUUGUAACUUGAAAAAUCAUCCUCCCCUCGAGCAGUAGAUACCUUUUUAUAAUGGUGAAAAAAUCAAGGAGGGGUUGGAUCUCCUUCAGAAACACUCAACAGUUUAAUUAUUAGACACUUUUUUAAAGCUUAAAAGAAAAACGUCUGAAGAUAUUCACUGACUCUCACCUCUGAGAUGAUGGAUUUCCAUCCUCAUAUCUCAGAUAUCCUUCACCUCAACCGCUGUUUUACCUCGUUUUUUUUUUUGUGUACCUCAACUUCUGAAUACCUCAUAUUUAUCUUUAAUAGCUACUGUGCAUUUAAACAUUUAAAUACCUCAACUUGUUUUACUCGUAUGUAAGCAUAGAAUGUUUUUACAUCAUAAAUAUCUUCUCGUUUCACAGUACAGCACAUGUCUUGCAGCACAAGGACCAAAGAUCAUGGUACUGUUUUGAGUCAAUAGUUUUGUAUGAUGGCCAUUAUUGCUCUGUAUUGCAGGUAUUUAAGCAGCGUUUGCUCUGUUGAAUCUACUGUAAACUGCCUGGUUAAUUAUGCCUUUUAUCACCAAAAAAACAAAUAUUUCUCAUAAGAGCAUUGUGCCAAAUUGAUCUGUGAGAGUUCUGUGCCAAACUGGAUUGGCGUUUGGACCACGCUUGUAGAUGGAAAAAGUGUCACUGGACCAUUAUAUCAUAGAUGUUAAAUCAGAGCAGGCGAGGAUAAAUCCUCUCCCUCUGAUUGGAUGCACUUAAGAGGGCUGGGCCCUGUUUGUCUUUACCUCAUGACGACGACGACGAACAUGCAGGUUCCACAUGUACUUUGUCACUGUGCACCAGGGGUGAGGGGUUAGAGGAAAGUGGCCUCUUUUUGAUAAGUAACAACUUAAAGUAUCCGCCAUGUAACACAAGUUACCUCUAAUUUCAGCACAAUGAAUCAGUUUUUCUUUGUGAAUUUUGGGAUGCUUGGUGUUGGUUGUGGAUGACGUUGGAACGAGGUCAAACUCAACAAUUCUGACUGGUUUCAACAAACAGAGGAUUGCGCCUAAUGUGUGACAGCGAACUGGUUUCACGUUUAAAGGGAUGUUUCAUGAUUUUUUUAAAGUAAGGCUGUAAUAAGUACUAUUUGAUUACAAUCACUGACAAGUAAACCAGACUAACCACUACUCUGAACACAGAUGGCAGAAUUUAUUUUAUUGCCAUCUCAAAACUCAGUUAUUUUUUCUAGAGAGCCAUUUUGAUUCCGUUAAUGUAAUCAAAGGGUCUAGAUUUAAAAUGAAACAUGGACACAGUGCGCCUCCUGUUUCUGCCAUACACCACAUCAUCUGCAAACAAUAAAACAAAGUAAUAAUUGCUGUCUUUCACACAAUGUGAAGCUACAAUUUGUUGCAUUUCCUCUAAAAUACUUUAAAUGUAUGUGGCACAUCACAUCAGGGAUUAAGUUAUAUCUGGUCAAACUAAGGUAAGCACAUUUCAGAUUCCUGGCUUUUUAAUCUUGAUAUGAGCAGUUCAAGCAACACGACUGGAUUUGUCUCUCUAAUCAGGAUAACUCCUGAAAAAUCUGUCUAAAUCUGAUUUUUAACUUGUUCUAAUGAGGAUUUCUUCAUGUCAUUUGAAACGGGAAACCUCAAACCAUAUUUGGAUUAUGUUGGUAUUGAAAAGUAGCUUCAUUAGAGAAAGCAGCUAAAAUUAGGACUUUUCUGCUCAAAAUCAUCGUUUCUUUUGGUCCUGCUCAGAGAAGAAGCUUCAAAGCUUUUUCAGGAUUAUGUUUCAGACAUUUCCCUAAAGAAUUAUUAUUAUUUUACAAAAUACCGUUAUCACUAAUCUCUCAACAACUGCUCUACAUCUACCUCUCAUUACACUACUUAUUUAAUCCUGUUUGAUGUGAUGGCUCACGUUUACUAUCAGUCAAAUAUCAGGUUUGUUUUUUAUAUAUUUGUACCAUGUUUGGCUAAAAUAAAACAGUGAAUAUUAAACAGCACCUAUCAGCUGACUGACUUUAAAGACUCUGCAGAGGAUUGUUUCAACCAGUGGUUGACUAAACACCUGGUUUUCAUUAUUUAUUUCAGUUUUAUUAAUUUUUGUAGAUGUAGAUGUUCGAUUUAAGAUGGCCGACGGACCACUUCAGGCCCUCUGGCCUUCCGUUGCUUUUUGUUUAUUAGUGGUUUAAGGGAUCAUGAAACAUCUCUUCAACACGUGGAGCCGGUUUGAGUCCACAGAUCCUGCUGCUUUGAACACACCUUGUUUCAACCAAUAAGAUUGUUUUAGAUUUUCAGUAUUACUCAGAUGUUCACUCAAGGUUGCGUCAGGUUGUUGUUUUUUCUUUUACCUUUUUUUUUUAUUAUUAAGAUUGCAGAAUUCUAUCUUUAAGAUCCUUAGGUCUUCACUCUUAAAGAGGAAAAUAAUGUAUUUUAAACUUUUCUUUGUAUUUCAUUUGUUGCAUGCUUUAAAAGUUCCUUGUAUUAUACUGAUGUCACGCAGAUAGGUGGCAAAGGACUCGGAUAGGGUGGGUAGCUGAUUGUUGGGGGUGUUGUUUUGUUUUUUUUUUUCCAAAAUAUAUACCCAAAGAUGUGUAAAUGUGCGCUAAUGAUUUGUUGGAUUGAAUUAACGUUAGACCUUUGCGAUUGUAUUUCCUGUUGUCUUGAGGCUCUGCAGAGCACAACCUGUUCAGCCGGCGAUUCUUCAAUCCCAGAGAGACUAAAGAGUUCAUUAUUAGAGUUUAAAUUCAUUUACUUACCUCUAAUGAGCAUCUAAAUGUUCUAAAAUAAAUCUGCCACGUGGUUAUUGGUGUGUCGGACCCAAUAUUAGGAACUCUUCAGGUUUAAGUUGUGAGAUUAAGACUGCUGCGUUCAGCUGAAUCUGGCUCCUGCACGCCGAUUUGUUCCUGAGCUUUUUAGGUCUUUAAGAGAGAAGAAUCGUACAGCUGCACCAGAAGACAUUUGCAAGGUCAUAGACCUCCUUUUUAAAUGAUUGUAAACUCUAAAAGACAAAAAUGGAAAAAGAAAAAAUGGUUUAGGAAAAAAAAUUUAGGAAGAAAAAAAAACCCCUCAAAACAAAACUCAGGUUGUUCUAGCAGCUGUGUGCUGCAGGCGUCUCAUUGAUAAAAAAAGUGUCCCGUAGUGAAAAAGUAGUUCCCUCUAAAUGACCCCUCAGUACUAGUUUGAUUCCUUUGUGUCCAUUUAAAUAUAAAAAAACAAUUUAUAAAAUUUAAAAUUAGUUUGAUUAGUUUUCCCCAAUUUAUCUUCUUUUUUGUUUUUUGCUUACUUUUAAAAAAUAUUUCUCUUACAAAAAAAAAGUACAAACGCUUCACACCACUUGGUGCUCGUCGGCCCUUUUAGAAUGUAUUUUUGUGAAGAAAAGGGAUGAGCGAGUUCUUGUUUGUGCCCGCCUGCUCCCACCGGCUGACGGGACGGGACGGGGAUCCACAAAGUCCAACAGAGUAAUGCCCCCACCCCCCGGCAGCUGGUGGGCCGUGCGGCGAGCUGUGUGUUUUGUGCGUCUGCGUUAUCUGCGCAGACAUCCACUGAAUGUAUCCGCCUCUCAGUCCAAGAGGCAGGGCGAGCCCGCGUGGUCCGCUGAGUUUAGAUGGUGCUGCUGAUGUUUGUUUAUCCAAACCGCUCUGUGUGUGCGUGGGAUUAUCAGUUUAACCUGUGUGUUUGUGUGUGUGUGUGUGUGUGUCUGUGUGUCUGUGUCGACACGCCCUCUUAAAACACACGCUGGGCUGAAUGGAUGUGCAGAAAUCAGGUCUGAAGUCUAAAUAAGGCAGCGGAGACUAUAAUAUAUUGACCACGUGCUGCUCUCUCUGCACUCUGCGGACUUUAAACAUUUCCUAUGCAGUUCUUUUUGUUUUGUUUUUCUUCUUUUGUUUACGCCUAAAUAAAGUUGUUUUUCUCUGACUUCAAA